Messenger RNA from Guillardia theta CCMP2712, 459 nucleotides. RefSeq lists its product as hypothetical. The annotation marks the transcript as partial. Lineage: Eukaryota; Cryptophyceae; Pyrenomonadales; Geminigeraceae. The transcript is spliced from 4 exons. The record is from RefSeq and is a predicted model, not a curated record.
GGACACAAGUACAACGGGUACUGGAAAGAUGGUAAGAUGCACGGGUACGGAACGCUCGACUCUCCCGAAGGACAGUAUGUUGGCGAGUUCGCCGAGCAUCAGAAAUGCGGAAGUGGACGGUUGAUGCUGAAGAAUGGUAUGAUGUACAUAGGCACGUUCGAUCAAGACUUGUUCCACGGCAAAGGAGCACUGAACUACAGUGACAACUCGGCCUACUCGGGAGAAUUUCUGCAUGGAAGACGGCAUGGGCAGGUUGACAAGGGGCAGAGUUGGGUCAGUCAGGUCGUGAUGCCUCUGAGAGAACCGCAGGGAACGAUUGUGUUUGAGAACGGAGAUGUGUACGAGGGCGAAUGGGUGGAAGGACGUCGAGAAGGGCUCGGCCUGUAUGUCCGAGCUGAGCAGGAAGAAGUUUACGAAGGAGCCUUCAUGGCUGAUCGGAGGCACGGAAAGGGCGAGCUU